This is a messenger RNA of Cuscuta epithymum, 1949 nucleotides long. The record is from the annotation of a GenBank genome assembly. NCBI's taxonomy places the organism in Eukaryota, Viridiplantae, Streptophyta, Magnoliopsida, Solanales, Convolvulaceae.
CCCGACUCACUUCGGAGUUCUGAGCCCUUCUUCAAUACUCCCUAUUUCAAAAACCUCUGCAAUUCCUAGGGGUUGCCCCUGCUCUGUUUUUUCUCUUCUUCGACCCUACCUCUUCUCCCACAUCAAAAGGUGAAAGGUUAUAACUUUGCUUUUUGGAUAUCUCCUUCUUUCGCAAGUAAUGGUAACCCCAUUAGCUAUGGCUGCUUCAUCUUCUUGUUGUUGCCCGCAAUUGGUGAUGGGUCUCUCUCCAAACCACACUAAACCCAUCUAUGGUCUUCCCGUGCUGCCCAGAAAAUCUACGUAUAUUAUCGGAGUUACGAGACCUAGACCUUGCUUUUCUACCUUUGCUUACUUCCAGACACCAAAAAAUACCAAAACUACUUUGAUCAAAAAACAUGGAAAAGAUUGUUUGGCAAGCAUUAGUUCAAGUAGCCAGCAAACAUCCUCAGUUGGCGUGGCCCCACAGUUUCCAGCAUCACCUCCUCCAUCAAAUACAAUAGGGUCGCCUUUGUUUUGGAUGGGAGUUGGUGUGGCUCUCUCAGCACUAUUCUCAUGGGCAGCUAACAGCUUGAAGAAUUAUGCAAUGCAACAAGCUUUCAAGACAAUGACAGGACAGAUGAAUGCACAAAACAAUCCAUUCAGUACUGUUCCUUUUCCGGUCAUUCCACCCGGAUCAUCUUUCCCCUUUCCGCCCUUACCGCUGCCAACUUCAGGUCCAGCUGGAUCGUUUACUUCAUCACCCUUUGUAUCUGGUCAUGCCACAUCAUCACCUUCUUCUGUUUCUCAGUUCACUGAGACUGUGGGUGUAGUUGCAACAGACUUGGAGGAUCCUCCAACUCCUGAUGUCAUCGAUGAAACUAGAGAUGCUGAGGAUGGCCCCCAAAAAAUCAAAAUAGACUUGGAGGAUCCUCCUACUCCUGAUGUCAAUGAUGAAACCAGAGAUGCUGAGGAUGGGCCCCAAAAAAUCGCUUUUAUGGAUGUGUCACCUGAAGAGACAUUAAAGAAGAGUGAUUUUGAAAAUUACAUGGACAUUUCGGUGACAAACCCAUCAAAUCCUAACCGAGAAUCUGUGAAUGGAAAUGCUUCAUCUUCUAAAUCUGGCACGUUUCAAAGUUCUUCAUCACCUGGAAAGCCAAGUCCCUUUUUGACAGUGGAAGCCUUGGAGAAAAUGAUGGAAAAUCCCGAUUUGCAGAAGAUGAUUUAUCCAUCCCUUCCAGAUGAGAUGAGAAACCCGGAAACCAUGAAGUGGAUACUACAGAAUCCACAGUACCGUCAACAAUUAGAAGACAUGCUGGCUAACAUGGGUGGACACCAGGGAUGGGAUAGCCGCACAAUUAAUACUCUGAAAAAUUUUGAUCUUAAUAAUCCAGAUGUCAAGCAGCAAUUUGAUCAAAUAGGAACUACACCAGAGGAUGCCAUUUCUAAGAUUAUGGCCAAUCCAGAUAUUGCUAUGGCAUUCCAAAAACCCAAAAUCCAAGCUGCAAUUAUGGAUCUUUCUCAGAAUCCUUAUAAUAUAGACAAAUAUCUGGGUGACCAAGAGAUUAUGCAUGUUUUUGAUAGGCUCUCUCAGCUCUUUCCCGGCAUGAAGAUGUAGUUCUCAGAUAUGCUGGGAGCUGUUUCUCACAGUGGCGCUUCUAUAGCAGCUUUUUUUUGUGUGCCUAAUGCAUUGAUCUGACUGAGCCAGUUAAGAUGCAAAUCACACAAGAAACAUUUUCAGUUGUUUCUUGGCUUGUAUAAUUUUUUUAAACUUAUUUACGAUUUUGACAGAACAUAGUUUGUGCACUGUGUUCCUCUGAUGGAAUUAUUUAUUUUCAGUCUGUCCAUGUAAUAUUCAAAGUGUUUUUUUUUAAUUUAAAACAGUAGUCGUAUAUUUUACAGAAAUGAGUAGAAAUAAUGAUUAUAUCAUUUUUUAUGCUUCAUUGUAUUUUAGUAUAUUAAACGAGCUUUGA